GGGCGAGAUAUCAAUUUCGGAUGUGAGUCUAAAUCUGUAUCGCAUCCGCUGGAAGAAUUUAUCUUCGGGUAUCCGCCAUUUCGGCGAGCUACCGACCUCUGUGCCGCGCGGCAUUUGCCGGGGCUCAUGACUCGAGGAUACGUCGGUCCUCGCUUGACGAUUGCACCGAUUGCAAGAAGGUCCCGAUAGGCUGCCAUAUAUAAGGACGUCAAGUUGAACCUCAAACGCAUCUCCCAGCACUUGUGUACCUUGUGUUUCUCGCGAUGUCUGCACCUUUCGAGCCCAACUUCUGCUUCCCCCUCCCUGCAAGCAUCGAGAACGAUAAGGUCAAACUCGUACCUUUCGACCCGGCUUGUCACGCCGACGAUUUUGUGGCCGGCUCGAAAGACCACGCCUGGCUCUUCGACCACCUGCCCUACGGCCCAUGGCAGACUGCCGAAGACAUGACCUCCCAAUUCUUCGAACCCACCAUCCACGCAAACCCCGCCGUCGUUCUCUUCGCCGUCCUCGACAAGCUCUCCCCCAACACGCCCCUCGCCGGCAUCAUGGCCUACCUUAACACCUUCGCGGUCAACCUCGUCACCGAGAUCGGGUACAUCACGACGCUGCCCGCCUUCCAGCGCACGCACGUCUCGUCGAACGCGGUGGCCGUGCUGAUGAAGUAUGCGCUGGAUACGCCUGAGCAGGGCGGGGUGGGCUUGAGGCGGCUGGAGUGGCGCGCGAACUCGCUGAAUAUGAAGAGUAUUGCGCUUGCGAUGCGGAUGGGGUACCAGCUGGACGGUGUGCUGCGGUGGGAUAGGGUGUAUCCAGGGGAUAGGAAGGGGAAUGGGCGCAAGGUGCGGGAGAAUGAUGUGAAGCCGGGGACGGUGGGGAGGGACACGGCACUGCUCAGCGUGUGCUGGGAUGACUGGCUUAACGGCGUACGGGACGUGGUGGUCAAGAACGAACGGCGGCAGAAGUAGGGAGCAUGUACUCUACAUAAUGUUUGGGGUAUAUCUGUAAGUGUCGAGAUGUGUACCCAGCCUUGUGCAUAGGUCGUUUAAAGAAUGUGUGCAGUGGAAGUUCAACAUUCGG
This is a messenger RNA of Schizophyllum commune H4-8, 1074 nucleotides long. RefSeq lists its product as uncharacterized. The record is from RefSeq and is a predicted model, not a curated record. The transcript has 2 exons. NCBI's taxonomy places the organism in Eukaryota, Fungi, Basidiomycota, Agaricomycetes, Agaricales, Schizophyllaceae. The coding region runs from base 264 to 962 and encodes 232 amino acids. Gene Ontology annotation, molecular function: protein-N-terminal-alanine acetyltransferase activity; protein N-terminal-serine acetyltransferase activity.